UCCCAAUGCAUGACCUAGUUUUAGGAAGAGGUGGUCGGAGCCCGAACCGACAAAGCAGUCUGUGCUUGCAUGACUCACUACCCCGCCUCCAUCUGUGACAUAACAAUCGUUAUGUGGUUACUUCAUUUAAGGGGCUGUAUGCCACCGUCGCAUUUUCCAUCUGGACUGCAGCACAAAUGCUCUUCAUGAGCAAGAACCGGGGGUGAAUACUUUAGCAUUCAACUAGUUAAUCUGUCGUCAACCCCCCGCUCCAGCUUGGCGUAGUCUGCUGCUUACCAUGUGAUUCUCACGCUGUCGGUCUCAGAUGUGCUUAGGGGUCCCACAGAACACAUGACAUUUGUCAGCUGAAUGCAAGAACGUGAACGAGGACGUCUAAAGUGAGGGGGGAAAAAAACGUAGAAAUUGAAAUGCCGCAUAACCAACAGAUGCACUUUUUAUUGUUGUUUUUUUUGCACAGCCAAUGUGACUACCAGUUCAGUGACUUAAACGACCCAGGUGCCAGUUGAUUACUUUAUUCUCACCCCUUCUUCCUCGUUUUCUUACUCUCUCACCUUAGUGUGGAUCUGCUGAAUACAUGGCGCCGGAAGUUGUGGAAGCUUUCAACGAGGAGGCCACCAUCUACGAUAAGCGCUGUGAUCUGUGGAGCCUGGGCGUCAUCCUUUACAUCAUGCUGAGUGGUUACCCUCCCUUCGUGGGCCACUGUGGAAGCGACUGUGGAUGGGAGAACGGAGAACCUUGUCAAGCGUGUCAGAACACCUUGUUUGAAAGCAUCCAGGAGGGCAAGUAUGAGUUUCCAGAGAAAGAGUGGGCUCAUAUUUCUUCCAGUGCCAAAGACCUCAUUUCCAAACUGCUUGUGCGGGAUGCCAAGAAACGUCUCAGCGCUGCUCAGGUUCUCCAGCACCCCUGGGUACAAGGG
Messenger RNA from Sinocyclocheilus anshuiensis, 916 nucleotides. RefSeq names its product MAP kinase-interacting serine/threonine-protein kinase 2-like. The record is from RefSeq and is a predicted model, not a curated record. NCBI's taxonomy places the organism in Eukaryota, Metazoa, Chordata, Actinopteri, Cypriniformes, Cyprinidae. Gene Ontology annotation, molecular function: ATP binding; protein kinase activity. The transcript has 2 exons. Gene Ontology annotation, biological process: protein phosphorylation. The annotation marks the transcript as partial.